This is a messenger RNA of Fukomys damarensis (Damara mole-rat), 2755 nucleotides long. It is a transcript of the gene Nelfa, whose product is annotated as negative elongation factor complex member A. Bases 46 to 1662 code for a protein of 538 amino acids. The record is from RefSeq and is a predicted model, not a curated record. The transcript is spliced from 11 exons. Gene Ontology annotation, cellular component: NELF complex. Lineage: Eukaryota; Metazoa; Chordata; Mammalia; Rodentia; Bathyergidae. Gene Ontology annotation, biological process: negative regulation of transcription elongation by RNA polymerase II.
GGCGUCAGCACAAGGUGCCGGCCCGCGCUCGCCGCGGCCCCCAAGAUGGCGUCCAUGCGGGAGAGCGACACAGGCCUGUGGCUACACAACAAGCUGGGCGCCACGGACGAGCUGUGGGCGCCGCCCAGCAUCGCGUCCCUGCUCACGGCUGCCGUCAUCGACAACAUCCGCCUCUGCUUUCACCGUCUCUCGUCGGCCGUGAAGCUCAAGUUGCUGCUCGGGACGCUGCAUCUCCCGCGCCGUGCGGUGGAUGAGAUGAAGGGUGCCCUCAUGGAGAUCAUCCAGCUCGCCUGCCUGGACUCGGACCCCUGGGUCCUCAUGGUCGCUGACAUCCUGAAGUCCUUCCCUGACACAGGGUCUCUCAACCUUGACCUCGAGGAACAGAACCCCAAUGUUCAAGAUAUUUUGGGAGAGCUUAGAGAAAAGGUGGGCGAGUGCGAGGCGUCCGCCAUGCUGCCACUGGAGUGCCAGUACCUGAACAAGAACGCCCUGACCACGCUGGCCGGGCCGCUCACGCCACCGGUGAAGCACUUCCAGCUGAAGCGCAAGCCCAAGAGCGCCACACUGCGUGCUGAGCUGCUACAGAAGUCCACCGAGACCGCGCAGCAGCUGAAGAGGAGCACGGGGGUGCCGUUCCAUGCCAAGGGCCGCGGGCUGCUCCGCAAGAUGGACACCACAACCCCACUCAAAGGCAUCCCGAAGCAGGCACCCUUCCGGAGCCCUACCACACCCAGUGUCUUCAGUCCUGCCGGGAACCGGACCCCGAUCCCCCCAUCCAGGACCCCGCUGCGGAAGGAGAGGGGUGUGAAGCUCCUCGACAUCUCUGAGCUGGAUACGGUGGGUGCCGGCCGGGAGGCCAAGCGGCGGAGGAAGACGCUGGAUGCAGAAGUGGUGGAGAAGCCAGCCAAGGAGGAGACGGUCGUGGAGAAUGCCACCCCGGACUAUGCGGCCGGCCUGGUGUCCACACAGAAACUCGGGUCUCUGAGCAGCGAGCCCGCACUGCCAUCCACCAGCUACCUGCCUUCCACACCCAGUGUGGUCCCUGCGUCCUCCUACGUCCCCAGCUCCGAGGCACCCCCAGUGGCCCUGUCCCCUACAGUCCCACCAUCCCGAGAAGCCAGCCUGCAGGCCAGCCGGCCACCCGAGGAGCCCAAUACCCCGAGCCCCACGCUGCCGGCACAGUUCAAGCAGAGGGCACCCAUGUACAACAGCGGUCUGGGCCCAGCUGCACCAGCACCUGCAACACCCACCUCGCCCCUGACGCCCACCACUCCCCCAGCCGUGGCCCCUACUGCCCAGACACCCCCUGUGGCCAUGGUGGCCCCGCAGUCCCAGCCCCCUGCCCAGCCACAGCCUAAGAAGAACCUGUCCCUCACGCGAGAGCAGAUGUUCGCCGCACAGGAGAUGUUCAAGACGGCCAACAAGGUCACACGGCCCGAGAAGGCCCUCAUCCUGGGCUUCAUGGCAGGGUCCCGAGAAAACCCGUGUCAGGAGCAGGGGGAUGUGAUCCAGAUCAAGCUCAGCGAGCACACAGAAGAUCUGCCCAAGGCUGAUGGCCAGGGCAGCACCACCAUGCUGGUAGACACCGUGUUUGAGAUGAACUACGCCACGGGCCAGUGGACGCGCUUCAAGAAGUACAAGCCCAUGACCAAUGUGUCCUGAGGGCCACCUGGCCUGUGGCCCUGCCUUCCAGGUUCUGAGGGACAGCGACUGGCCACCCACAUACUGCUGGCCCUGGCCUCUCUACGUCUUAAAAUUGUUUCUCUGGGGUGUUUGGGGCUUAUUUUUAUACUUUACUAUGGGUUACUUUUUGUGUGGUCAAAGUACUUUUUUGGAUUCAGUAUUACAUUUUUGAAUGUUGAAGUUAACCAAAAAAGUUACAGCUUCCUAAUCUAGUGCCUGGUAGACUUUUACCUUUCUACUUUUUUCUUAAAUCCCACAGAGAGGGCUUUUUCUUGCCACUGUGAUGCCCUCCCCAUGAGGUUCAGGGGACCAAAGGUGGUGUGGUAGACAGGGAUGGAUGCCUGCAGCUUAUAUGUCUUGUAGUCAUGGCAGUGGCCCGUCUCUGGGACCUGCUUGUGUAAGGCUGCAUAGUUAAGGCUGAGCUUUUCUACAGGAAGCCGCAGAGCUAUGUUUCAGCCCAGGUGGCUGAGCUGUGAGGGCAGCCUCUUCUAGGGCAGUGCCAGAAGCCAGGGGGAUGGGGUCACAGGCCCUGGUGGGUAAGCUGAGAGCUUGGGGGCUGCCCGAGUCCCCAGCCACAGGACUAGGACAGACACUGCCCCCCUCCUUCCACCUGGGAAACUUCUGCAGUACUGGGAAUUGAACCCAGAGGGCAUCUAGCGCCACCUGCAACCCAUCUUAUAUUCAUCCAAGACAGUCUGCUUACCCAGGCUGGCCUCGAACUUAAGAUCAGCAUCUGGGACUGUUACAGGUAUGUGCUACUACCCGGGCCACAUUUCCCCAAAGCAGAACCCUACUAUCUGCAGCAUACGCCCACCACCUUUCCCAAGGCAGGGAUGCAGGAAUAGGACCAGACCCUGCCGGGCUGGUCCCUUGGAAAGGAAAUCCAAGUACAAGCCUAUAUGAAAUAAGUAUAAGAGAAAGGCCUUUAAAAUGCUUUUAAUACAAAAAUACUCAUACACAAUUUUCCAAACACAAAUUUCCACUUUAAAUGCUAUUUCCCCCCAACUGGCAAUUCUCAAAUCUCUAUUUCAGUAUAUCCCCCCUCCCCCAAAAAAGGUGAAUUUCAAGUUUU